Messenger RNA from Xiphias gladius (swordfish), 2221 nucleotides. RefSeq lists its product as uncharacterized. The record is from RefSeq and is a predicted model, not a curated record. The transcript is spliced from 4 exons. Lineage: Eukaryota; Metazoa; Chordata; Actinopteri; Istiophoriformes; Xiphiidae. Bases 128 to 886 code for a protein of 252 amino acids.
AGCAACACGACCAGGAAGAAAAAUUUUUUUCAGAAAUCGCAUGACGCUGACGUCACGCGGAAUGCGGACUACAAAUGCGUACUGUCAGAAGCAACUGACCUGAAAACAAAUUGACAAGACCCCAGAGAUGCAGAAAAUGCUGCGUUGUCUCUGCUGCUGCUGCUUCUCAAGUGAAAGCUCCGGGAACGAGAGGCAGCCUCUCCUGCAGCCCAGACCACCUGACCUGAAUGAAGCUGGAUCAGCCAGGCAGAUCCCACCAGCACGCAGUGCACAGGCCGUGACGCGGACUGGCAGGCUGGAGAUGAGACGGGUGGGCGUUCCAGAGUUGGACCAGAGGUUUUCUGACGUGGCCGAGACCUUCAACGAACAGCAGGAGCACUAUGAGGCCAUGGUCCGACACGUCAGGAGCCUGCGACAGAGCUGCGGCUGUGCCCGCGGCGAUACCCUGGCUUUUGCUGAAUGCGUGGGGAAGAUCAGAGAGGACCACCAAGCCACAUACAGGGUGUCCCUUAAGAUGAAGGGCUAUGACUUCUCCCUCAGUGUGAUUCCUGUGGGGUUAGAGGGUGAACAUGAGGAGGAACUGCUGCCUCCACGUCUGAAGUUGGCUCAGGAUGACCUGAGGGGCACUUCUGAGAGCGCCAGAGCCACCAUCUCAAGGGGAACCACACUUCAAGAGCUGUUCGGUUGGCUGCUCCGUAGCAGGGAUCAAAUUGCUGAGCAAGUGAAGGGGGCAGCACCAUCUUACCAGGAGCAAGGAAGACUGAAUGAGAACCUGGAGGUGAACAUAAGGGAAGUGAAGAGGGCGAAGGACUUGUCGUUGGGAUAUAGACAACGAGCUGGAGAAGUCCUCACUGAGGCUGCACAGAUUGCAGGGGCUUAUUUGUAGUUUAUGUACAUUUUAAAUGCUUUAUUUGAAUCCACAAAUUACAUCUUAAGUGUUUAUUAUCUUUACAAGGAUUAUACACUAUUUGACACUUACACUGCAGGGCUACGGUUACAGCUCAGAUUGAACAAAAAUUUUGCCAGCUGUCUUGCUCUUUUUCUGGAUAAACAUGCCAGUCACAAACCCAGUGACAGUCAGCUUGUGAACACGCACAAGGCUGCCAAAUGUCAUUAUCAGAAAUCUGCAUUCAUAUCUUGGCAUCUGCUACAACAUCAGGAUUGUUAGAAAUAUGACAGAACAGAUGAUGAGACACAGACACAGACAUAGAAAGUCACGCAUGUAUUGAAAGGUACCACAACACACUGCUUUGCAGGCCUUUGCAGCUGCUCGUUUCAUGUUUGUUACAAGGAAAUGAAGACUUGAGGACUCAUAUUCGCCUUUUAUAUGUUUUCUUAAAACUGUAAUGAAUAUGGCACAGACUUGCUCUCACACUUAAAAUACUGUUAAUUUGUCUGCGUAAAGAAUUUAAUUUUCCUUGAUAUGUGUAAUUUUACCAGCUAACGUUAGGGGGCAUUGCAGACUCACUUUAUUUUGUAACAGUUGCUCUUUGAUUCAUAUUCCUUAGAUGUAGUUUGUCUCUCAGAAAUUGCACUUCAUGGAUCAAGAUUCCCUAAAUCCUAGGACCCCAGAAUCGGGUAUCCACAUAAUGAAUGUAUCACUAUUUUUUAGAAUUUUGUACCUCAUUAGACACUUAGGUUUUUUGCACAAAUUUUUGCCUUGUGGAAAGAUUGUUCUAAAUGCAGGAGUAUUCAGGUUAUGAACUGCACUGGAUAGUACAUUUUUUUUUCUAUAAUACCAAAGAGAACAAGACAGGACAGGAUAGUCCCCUAUAGUAGCAAUGGGAACUCAACUUGAGGCUUGUUGUGACUAUUUGUGCCCAUUGGCUAUUGUAAUAUUCACACAGAUUAGAUUUGCUGCUUAUUAUCCACAAAAGCCCCAUUGCGUUUAUUAAUUAAACUGCAGCUUUCUAACUUCUAUUAAUGUGAAAGCAAACAAACACAUGGCCAGAUGCCAUCUUGAUAAUUAAUUUUGGUGAACCCAUUGUUGCAGAGGUCAUUUUCAAGUGGUUAUGCAUUAUUUAUCUGAGAUGGACAGUUUUACUGCUUUGACCUUAAUCUUUACAGGUUUAUUUGGAAUGAAGUGUGCAGGAUGUGGUGGGUAAAACCACUAAUGAGUUAGUCUCAUUAUAAGGUUUAGUAAAUAUAACAGGUUAAUAAAAAUUUGUUUAAAAAAACGUUGUAUAUGUUUAAUACAGGCAACCUAUAUUAACUAUGUCCU